AUGUACUCGAGGACAGCAACCAGGAGGUUCGCCUCCUCGCUGCGCACCGCCGCGGCACGACGACAGCCCCAGAUCAGAAACCAGACACAACGGAGAUGGGCGACCGCGGCGCCGAAGCCGGGCUCGGGGCCGCUGAUGGAGAGGCGAGCUGACCGAGAGCUGCCUGACAUCAACCAGAUCACGUUCCGCUGGUCCCGGUCGCUACCCAUCUUCGCGGCGGCCAUCGUGGUGUGCAGCGUCGCCAUCUUCAACUACCAAAAGUCGUCGUCGCCCGUCAUCGCCUCGACCAUGUACGCGCUGCGCACGAACCCCAAGGCCCGCGAGCUGCUGGGCGACGAGGUCUACUUCAAGCACCAGAUCCCCUGGAUCUCGGGCGAGAUGAACCAGCUGCACGGCCGCAUCGACAUCGCCUUCAGCGUCAAGGGCACCAGGGGGGAGGCCGUCAUGAAGUUCACGAGCUUCCGGACGUCGCACAAGGGGCUGUUCGAGACGACCGAGUGGAGCCUCGAGACGCCCGACGGCCGCAAGAUCGACCUGCUCGACGGCGCGGAUCCGUUCCGCGGCAUCGUUGGCGGGGACGAUCUGGACGACGACCUGGACGAGCCUGCUUCGGCGGCGACGAGGGGAUUUAGGCAGAACAUUAAGUAA
Molecule: messenger RNA, 648 nt
Organism: Colletotrichum karsti
Lineage: Eukaryota; Fungi; Ascomycota; Sordariomycetes; Glomerellales; Glomerellaceae
Exons: 2
Coding region: 1-648 (215 amino acids)
Biological process (GO): mitochondrial respiratory chain complex IV assembly
Cellular component (GO): mitochondrial inner membrane
Source: RefSeq, a predicted model, not a curated record